Acipenser ruthenus (sterlet) is the source of this 1306-nucleotide messenger RNA. RefSeq names its product ubiquitin-fold modifier-conjugating enzyme 1. Gene Ontology annotation, biological process: protein K69-linked ufmylation. NCBI's taxonomy places the organism in Eukaryota, Metazoa, Chordata, Actinopteri, Acipenseriformes, Acipenseridae. Bases 78 to 581 code for a protein of 167 amino acids. The transcript is spliced from 6 exons. Gene Ontology annotation, molecular function: UFM1 conjugating enzyme activity. The record is from RefSeq and is a predicted model, not a curated record. Gene Ontology annotation, cellular component: cytoplasm.
UGGGUUGACACGAGUGGAACGCAAGGUGUGGCGUGUUCACGUCACUGUAUCCAUCAGCACUUCCGGUCACGCACAAGAUGGCUGACGAGGCAACUCGGCGAGCUGUGUCUGAGAUUCCGCUGCUGAAAACCAACUCGGGUCCGAGAGACAAGGAGCUGUGGGUUCAGAGACUGCGAGAGGAGUACCUGGCCCUUAUCAAGUAUGUAGAAAACAACAAGCAAGCAGACAAUGACUGGUUCCGACUGGAGUCCAAUAAGGAGGGCACCAGGUGGUUUGGGAAAUGCUGGUAUAUUCAUGAUUUGCUGAAAUAUGAAUUUGAUGUUGAGUUUGAUAUCCCGGUUACCUAUCCUGCCACAGCUCCUGAAGUCGCAAUUCCUGAACUUGACGGCAAGACGGCCAAAAUGUACAGGGGCGGAAAGAUUUGCCUGACCGAUCACUUCAAGCCGCUCUGGGCGCGGAACGUCCCCAAAUUCGGACUGGCUCACUUGAUGGCUCUGGGGCUUGGACCGUGGCUGGCAGUGGAAAUCCCGGAUCUCAUAGCCAAGGGGCUGAUUGAACACAAAGAGCAGCAGACCAGCUGAGGAGAGAAAAUCCACCUCCCUCCCUCCCUCCCUCCGUCUGUCUGUCUGAGGAGAGACUGGCACAUCCACCUCCCUCCCUCCCUCCCUCCCUCCCUCCCUCUGUCUGUCUGUCUGAGGAGAGACUGGCACAUCCACCUCCCUCCCUCCCUCCCUCCCUCCGUCUGUCUGUCUGAGGAGAGACUGGCACAUCCACCUCCCUCCAUCUGUCUGUCUGAGGAGAGACUGGCACAUCCACCUCCCUCCCUCCCUCCCUCCGUCUGUCCGUCUGUCUGUGUGUCUGCAGUCUUCUUAGUCAAUCCAGACAGUAGCUCUGUUUCCAUUGCUAUGGUUUUAGUCCAGACCCCACCAGUAGCACUAAGCUGCAGUUCUCUUCCAGGGGGAGCAGGCAUCAGUAAGGACAGGCUGCAGUGCAGUUCACGUGCAAUUCUCUUCAGGUCUGAUUCUGAAGAGAUAGAUGGAAAAAUGUAACACAUUUCAAAAGAAAUCAAAGGAAAUGGUCCCCUUUCAUCUUGAGUGUCCUUUUCAUAUCGCUUCAGAGAGACUGCGCCCACAUUGAGACAGUAAAACCAGAGCGACCCCCAGCAACCUGGAAACAUGGGCUUAAACACAGAAGAAAGAGUUGACAAGACUAGUGCUAAAUGACGUGAAAGAGUAAUUCUCCUCCGAGGAGCCCCUUAAUCUUAUUUGAGAAAUGGUGACAGUAAUAAUAAACUAUUUCAAUGAUA